GCCCCGCCCCUGCCCCCCCGGGUGCCGCCGGGAGCGCGGCCGGAGCUGCCGGGUCCCUCCUCCCCGGGCAGCGCCAGGUAGAGCGCGGGGCGGGGGCCGCUCCGGGCCGGGCGGGAGGAGCCGCGAAGGGCGGCUGGCGGAGCGCAGGCCCGGCUCGCUCCGCUGCCCAGCCGCAGCCCGGCCCGGAUCCCACCCAGCGCCGGUGCCCCCGGCCAUCCGCUCCCGGACCGCGGCGGCGCCCCCCCGGAGCGAGCGGGGCCGGGCUCUCCUCAGCCCGCCAGGGCGGGGCUUGUUCCUCGUCCCUGAUCCUGACGGGAAAGGCCCUUACGUGUUGCCAUGGCCGAGGCGGCCGCGGCGGCCCCGGCGUGCUUCAACGAGGAUGAUUUUUACUGCCCGGUGUGCCAGGAGGUUUUCAAAACGCCCGUGAGGACCGCCAACUGCCAGCACGUGUUUUGCAGGAAGUGCUUCUUGACAGCUAUAAGAGAAAGUGGAACACAUUGUCCUCUCUGCCGGGGGAGCGUGACUAAAAAAGAAAGAACGUAUCCCAAAAGGGCUCUAGAUGUUGAAAACAGUAUGAAGAAAGCUUCUGGGGGCUGUAGAUGCUGUGAGAAGCAGGUUAGAUUUUCAUGGAUGAGACAGCAUUAUAAAACGUGUAAGAAGUAUCAGGAUGAAUAUGGUGUUUCUUCAAUUAUUCCAAACUUACAGAUUUCCCAAGAUGCAACAGGGAACAGCAGGAGUGAUGCAAUAUCUGAUCCUGGUGAGAUGGCUAAUAAUCAAAUACUGCAAGGAGAACCAAGUGGACAUCCAACCUUCAAAUGCCCCCUGUGUCAGGAAGCCAAUUUUACCAGACAGCGCUUGCUGGAUCACUGUAAUAAUAGACAUCUUUAUCAGAUCGUUCCUGUGAUCUGUCCUAUUUGUGUAUCUCUUCCUUGGGCAGAUACUAACCAGGUUACUAGAAAUCUUGUUAGCCAUCUAAAUCUAAGACACCAGUUUGACUACGGCGAGUUUGUGAAUCUUCAGCUUGAUGAAGAAGCCCAAUACCAAAAUGCAGUUCAAGAAUCCUGUCAUGUGAACUUUUAAAGUAGAGCCCCCUACAUCUUCAUACUUGAUUAUCAGAGAGAAAAAUUUGUUCUGUUUUCGAUCUGACAUGUAUAUUAAUAAAAACAUUCAGUAACYGGUUUUUGGGCUAAGCUUCUUUACAUACUCAUAAGGACUUCUGUAAAUGAUUUUGCUGAAACUCAAGCUUGACAGCUUUACUGAGAUGUGCCCCUAUGGAAUUAGGGACAUUUUUGGAACUUCUGUUGUCUUGAUUUUCUGUAACUUUUACUACUCCGUUAAUUACAUGUUCAUAUGAUUAAUGUAAGAUGUUGUAAUUCACCAAAACCAACUUUAAAAGUAUGUUUAGAAAGACAUGCAAGGAUGUUCUGUUGCACUGUUGGGUUUCUUCAAGUUCAGCUGUCAGAAGGUAUCUUAYGUGUUAACUUAUUUUUUUUUCUCUUUCUGCCAAGGGCAGGCAUUUGUCCUGCCAAGAACUAAUUUUAUUUUGAUGUUGGGAUUUGUUUUUUACCAUUGCUAUGUGACUGAAAAUAACGACAGCUCAAAAUACUAAAAUAUUUCUUUUCUGUAGAUGAACAAUGCAGAGCAGGGCUUUUUUCACCUUUCAUUGAGAAAGAAUGAUGCCAUUGCCUAGAAGUAAUUACAUCUAUUUUUUCCYCUUUGAGAGCAUAACUAAAAUAGGAUGCUUGCUUACUAAUGUGAUGAGUGAGGAGUAUUUAUUCUCUGUACUACCAACUCCUAAGGAAGAUUACAUAUUUUCUGAGAAAUUCAAGAUCACAUGUAAAAGCUAGACUUUUUUGUCUUAUGACUGUGACCAGAUUUUGUUGGAGUUUUUAAAGAACUUUGGGUUUUACAUUUGGAAUUGAAGKUUUUUUGUGUCUUGUCGUACAUGAAAGUCUGUGUAGCUAAAUAACUAACUGGCUUCACACCUACCAAAACUUUUAUUUGGUAAAUUAAAACUUGUACAUCUCUUGCAUCCAAAGCCUCAAAAAACAGUUGAGAAGAAAAAAAAUCUUACUUUAAAAUAGUUACCAGCCUAUUUUGAGAGUUCCUGUUUUAGAUUUCCACCUUGCUAGCAAGAGCAUCAUUAAAAUUUGAGAAAGUAGUAAUAAUGCAAUUUUGAUUUUAAAGAAGAUCCAUUUGAAAAACUUCAGGAUCUUUUAUUUAAUAUUAAAAUGGAGAAGGGGAAAGAAGGCUGCACAGCAUAUGUUUUGGAGCUUUAAAUGGUGUUUUCAGCAUACACCUGUUAGGACAGRCUGCAUCCUGCAUUGCCAUCACCCAUUGUCAUGUGGUGGAAAAUAUCCCCAGUAAUUUUCUUAGUCUAGUUGGUGAUUUAUGCGUAGUAAUAUCAGUUGUGCAACCAAAGUACAAUCUGCUUCUUGUGCCCUGCCUCCCUGUUCCUCUCCAAGCAGGUUUUGAUUAUUCUUUAAAUUCUGGGGUAUUUCAUAUUCCAAAACUGUUAAGGUUGAAAUGCCUCAUUUUACAAUGUAACAUGUUUCCGAACUGAAAGUUCUAAUUUAUUGAGUGUUGGAACCACUAUACAUUGUAACUUGACUUUUCUAUCAGAAUUUUUUUGUAAGUGCAAAACGUGACAGAAGGCAUUGCUGGCUAAAAUACAGAGAAAGUUGUCUAUUUCAGAAAUAGUUGUAUAUUUCCAAAGCCUUGUCUGAAGGUUAUAUCCUUUUUAUAACAACAUUUCUUGCAUUUUGUUACCAUCUCACUACAGUAUUUUGACAGCAGACCACACACGGAACUUAUAUUCCAACUUCCCUACUUGCCCCCAUACUCUUGUCUGUGUGUUCUCACUUGUGUGUCAGCUCUACUGCUUGUGUGACCUCAUACUGAUUUGGAGUGGUUUACUGAGCCAAAAGAAAAAAAUUUAGAUUUUUACUUUGCUCUGUAAAGCCAGCUGUGAAGCAGUGCCCUUACACAGAAAGGAACUUCAAGGUAUCUGACGCUGAAGUUUUACCUUUUUAAAAAAAACCACAUACUAUGGUGAUUUACUACUGCAUACAUUUCCUAAGGAGUUUAACAGUUACAUGUAAGUUUAGUUAACUUUUUUAGAUUCAAUAAAAUGUUUCUAUGAUCUGGCAAUAAAAUGCCUAUAGCCAAUACAGAUUCUGAAUGCCUCAUGGACACUGGAACUAGUUCUUUCUAUUACUUGAAUAUAUCUUGAGAAUUUAAAAUGAAAUUACAUCUAUUUUAAAACUCUGGGAAACAAUUUUUUCUAUAGCAAUAAUUAGUUGUCACAAUGCAUAGUUGCUGAGCAUUUUAGUCAUGUUUAAGUGUUAAGAGAAUACACAUUUUAAAGCUAAAAAUGUGUAUUAAUGCAAUACAAAAAAACCCUUUCAAAAUGUUUAUCCUCCUUAUUUAAAAUCUGUAUUGGCAGGUGCUGCCUUGCUUAAGAUUUUGUACUUUUAAUAUGAAGAGAUUGCAUCCAAUACAUUCACUAGGUAAGCGUUUAAUGAAAGUGAAACUAUUUAAAUAUGUUGCUGCUGGUCAUGAUCUUUCUCACUGAAACUCAGACAUGCACAAAAAGCUGUGUAUUUGAUUGGUAAUGCUCAAAACAUGGAAUCUUUACUAGAAGAUUGCUUCUUAACAAUGUUUUCAUGUUCAUGUUGCAUUAUGUAUGGUUUCAAUAUGUUAUGUUUUAAUUGUACCUUCUGGUUUUUCUCUUAUUAAAGUAUUUUAUUUUCUWUUUGUCUUUUCAUUGCAUAAUAAAGAUGAUCAAUUUC
Malurus melanocephalus (red-backed fairy wren) is the source of this 3791-nucleotide messenger RNA. It is a transcript of the gene RNF138, whose product is annotated as ring finger protein 138. The record is from RefSeq and is a predicted model, not a curated record. NCBI's taxonomy places the organism in Eukaryota, Metazoa, Chordata, Aves, Passeriformes, Maluridae. The coding region runs from base 337 to 1080 and encodes 247 amino acids. The transcript is spliced from 7 exons.